This is a messenger RNA of Condylostylus longicornis, 921 nucleotides long. RefSeq names its product 60S ribosomal protein L5-like. Gene Ontology annotation, biological process: translation; ribosomal large subunit assembly. The transcript has 2 exons. The record is from RefSeq and is a predicted model, not a curated record. The coding region runs from base 1 to 921 and encodes 306 amino acids. Gene Ontology annotation, molecular function: structural constituent of ribosome; 5S rRNA binding. NCBI's taxonomy places the organism in Eukaryota, Metazoa, Arthropoda, Insecta, Diptera, Dolichopodidae. Gene Ontology annotation, cellular component: cytosolic large ribosomal subunit; ribosome.
AUGGUCUUCGUCAAGGUCGUCAAAACCUCCUCCUAUUUCAAACGCUAUCAAGUCAAGUACCGACGUCGACGUGAGGGAAAGACUGACUACCAAGCCCGCCGCCGUCUCGUUAAUCAAGACAACAAUAAAUACAACUCGCCAAAAUACCGUUUCGUUGUUCGCAGAACGAACCAAAGAAUUAUCUGCCAAAUCAUCUAUGCGACCAUCCAGGGAGAUCGCGUUCUGUGCCAAGCAGAUUCUCAGGAACUUCCCAGAUACGGGGUUCCUGUCGGUCUGACGAACUAUGCAGCCUCCUACUGCACGGGUCUUCUGUGCGCUCGUCGUCUCUUGAAGACGUUGGAUAUGGAUAAGGCAUACGAAGGUGUCCAGGCGCAAGGAGAGGAAUACCACGUUGAAGAGGACCCUAACGAGGACCGCCGCCCUUUUAAAGCUCUUUUGGAUGUUGGUCUUGUUCGAACCACAACCGGUAACCGAGUGUUUGGUGCGUUGAAGGGAGCUUGUGACGGAGGACUCCACAUUCCUCACAGUAACAAAAGAUUCCCAGGUUACAGCAAAGAAGGAAAAGAAGGAUCCUACGACGCUGAAGCUCAUCGUACUAGAAUCUUCGGUCUCCAUGUUGCUGAAUACAUGAAAACCCUUCAAGAGGAAAGCCCGGAAAAGUACGAAUCGCACUUCAGCAGAUUCAUCAAAAAGGGGGUUGCCGCUGACGGUAUUGAAGAAAUGUACAAGAAGGCGCAUGCUGCGAUUCGCUCGAAUCCAGAUCGCGUGAAGAAGCCGAAGAAGGACAUCAAGAAUCGUCGUGAAGGAAACUACAUUGUCACCUCGAAGACGAAAUAUCUUCGUCCUAAGAGAUUGACAAAUGAACAGCGAAAGGAGCGUGUUCAACGCAAGCUCCAGAUGGCGUUUUCGGAAUCGAAAUGA